AUGUCCGCAAAUAACAAUGAAAAAGACCCCAUAAAAGAUACCACUUGGUUUCUCAUCAAUUGUAUUAUGAGCACUCCGAGUCGCAAACUUGACAAGAUCAACUGGAACGAAUUCAGUGAGAAAAUGGGCUUCAAGAAUGAAUGCGCAUCCUAUAACAGAUACAAGCGUCUGCUGAACUCUUAUGGCUUGACACUGAACUACACAAAGAGGGACAAAGACUCGGACACGCCAGAAGCAAAUAAUCACGGGACUCCGAAAUUUAACCGCGCCUCAAAGAAGAGAAAGCGCCCAGCUGCCGAGCCUCAGAGAGAUACGGAGCCUGGUGACAUGUUCUAG
Penicillium diatomitis is the source of this 336-nucleotide messenger RNA. RefSeq lists its product as uncharacterized. The coding region runs from base 1 to 336 and encodes 111 amino acids. The transcript is spliced from 3 exons. NCBI's taxonomy places the organism in Eukaryota, Fungi, Ascomycota, Eurotiomycetes, Eurotiales, Aspergillaceae. The record is from RefSeq and is a predicted model, not a curated record.